AUGAGUGAAUCAAAUUGUACAAGAAUUGCAAAUUUCCUUAAAGGCAUGCGCCUUAAAACUAAUCCAAACUUACCCGGAGCAAAACAAAAAACACCAUUGAAUAUUCAUCGAUUUUAUUUAUUGUUAAUAAUAGUAAUAUAUACAGCAGCAUCUGCAUGUAUAUAUUUUGAUUGGACGGCGAUAAGAAAUUUAUUAUUAAGUGUAGGAAAAUAUGAACAUUUAAAUGUUAAUAAAUAUGAUGAUAUAACAUUAUCACCACAAUAUAAAAAAAUAAAUAAUUUAUAUCCUAUGACAUUAGCUAUACAUUUUACUAUGUCAGUUUUUUGUGGAUUUUUAUAUGAUCAUAUUGGACCAAAAUUUACAGCAAUAAUUGGGCAAGGUUUUAAUAUAAUUUCAUGGAUAUUUUUAUCAAUUGAUUCUACAAAAAUAGAUACAACAUUAAUUGGGUUCGUAUUUUUAGGAUUAGGGGCAGAUACUGCAUUCAUACCAAUAUUAACAGUUUCAAAUUUAUAUCCAGAUAUUUCAACAUUUAUAUUGACAGUAAUUGGAGCUGCUGCAUCUUUAAGUUUUGCUGUUCCAGCUACAUUAAAUUUUAUUUAUAAAAAAUAUCCACAUCUUCCAUUUUAUUAUAUUUGUUAUGGAUAUAUAUUUAUAAUAUUAAUUCCUUGUUUGUUAGUUGCAAUAUUUUUAUUACCUAUGAAACCAUUUAAAGGUUUGGAUUAUUAUUUAGAAAAUGAUCAAGAAUCAGAUGCAAAAAAUAAAGAACAAAAUAGUUGUAAUGAUAUAGAGAUGCAACCAUCUUUAAUCAAAAAUGGAAAAAAAAAUAUUUCUAAUAAUGAAAAUAAAAAUGAAAUUACUAAAAAUAUAAUAGAAGGAGAUGAUUUUCACAAACAAAGUAUUUUGUUAUUUUUUAAAGUAUUAUUAAGUUAUCCAAGUAUAUGUAUAAUUGUAUAUUUUAUAUUAUUUAAUAUUUCUACUGUUUUUUACGGUAUGGUUACAGAUAUAUAUUUUAGUUAUAAUAAAUCUAUAAUAAAUGUUAUUAACAUUUUAAUGCCAAUAUCAUUUAUCCCAUGUAUUAUAUUUGGUAGAUUUAUAAAUAAAUAUGGUGCUGCAAUUAUUAUAAUUCUUAUGAAUGCAUUUUCAGCUCUUAUGCAUUUAACAGCUUUAAUUAAACAUCAAGUCGCUGGACUAAUUUCUGCAUUUUUAUAUAUGUGUGCAGCUAGUAUAUAUACUAGUCAAAUUUAUUGUUUUUUAUUAAAUGCUUUUCCUUCAGUUGUUUUUGGAAAAUUAUUGGGUAUAACAAGUUUAUUUGGUGGAAUUUUUUCUUUAUUUUGUGAAAAGCUUUAUGACAAUAUUUCAAAUUCAAGUGGAAAUAAAAAUGAUCCCACAAAUAUAUCAAUACUUUUAGCUAUUUCUUUUAUUAUUAUGUUUUUACCACUAAGCAUUUUAUAUACUAGAAAUUAUGAAAAAAAUAUUGAAUCUACAAAUUCAGAAAACAAUCAAAUUCAAGACUAA
This is a messenger RNA of Plasmodium yoelii, 1515 nucleotides long. Its product is annotated as apicomplexan amino acid transporter ApiAT8, putative. The transcript has a single exon. The record is from RefSeq and is a predicted model, not a curated record. Lineage: Eukaryota; Apicomplexa; Aconoidasida; Haemosporida; Plasmodiidae. Bases 1 to 1515 code for a protein of 504 amino acids.